AGUUUAAUCAACUCUUCUGAAAGGAAAGACUUGUAUUUUGAUCUUCAUUUGGAGAGGGUUUAAAGUUCACUUAAACGCACUUCCUCAAGUAUGUGAGGGCUGGUUCACAUCAGGACGGCAGAGAGAAGCUACACACUGAUUUUUAACUUCAGUGAAUUUGACUUCUUGUACUGAAAACAUAAACUAGUAUUUCAAGAAUGCAUGGGAGUGAAAUAUUAAACAACAGAGCAAAUCUGUCACAGACUGACCCCACCCUACCGAACGAAUACAGGAUCAGUUUGGUGGUUCUCUACGUGCUUGUCUUAAUUGGCGGGAUCACUGGGGUGAUAAUGAUGAGCACCACCCUUACGUCCAACAUGCUGUCUGUCACCAGAGUAUCAGUGAUCAACCUACUGGUGGUACACAUGGUCUUCCUCUGCACUGUGCCCUUCCGUGUCUACUACUAUGCCUCUGGUCACUGGAAACUAGGCUUCAGCUUUUGCAGGCUGGUCAGCAGCAUGCUUCACGUGCACAUGUACCUCAGUUUCAUCUUCUACGCCAUCAUCCUAUGCACACGAUACCUGUCUUACUUUGAAUGGAAAUACCGACUGGAAUUCUACCGGAAUCUGCAUGCUGUAAUAACCAGUGUGACCGUCUGGGCCAUUAUUUUGGCUAUUGUUAUCCCUUCUACCAUCACGUAUGGAUCAGGAACAAAUGCUACAGAUGAUAAUCAGUGCUUUGCCUUUGGAAUUGCUCUUAAUAAUCCAGAUGUGAAAGUGCUGAACUACAUCAUUUGCGCUGUGGUGCUGCUGAUCGCGGUGACCUUGGCCUCAUUUCAGUGUUACAUAUUGUGGUGUGUGUACCGAAAACAUGGAGCUGUCUCAUGGGUUCAUCAAGAGUUCUGGGCUCAGGUCAAAAGCCUGUGCUUUGUGUUGAUCAUGCUCAUUUGCUUUGUGCCAUACCAGGCAUUCAGGAUCUACUAUGCAUGUGAAUAUUGGCAAGGACUCGAAAACGUCAAUGAGGUUUUUCUAGCAGUCACGGCUUUCUGCUGCUUUGACAUGCUUGUGUUUGCUGGCAGGGAUGUGUGGCGACCUGCUUACAAAAUGUGUUGUAUUUCAUGAUGUGUUAAAUCUAUUGACUGAUAUCAUGAUAAUGAUCAUAAUAACAAUAUAUAUACACCAAAUCAGCCAUAACAUU
This is a messenger RNA of Neoarius graeffei (lesser salmon catfish), 1176 nucleotides long. Its product is annotated as probable G-protein coupled receptor 141. The transcript is spliced from 3 exons. Gene Ontology annotation, molecular function: oxysterol binding; G protein-coupled receptor activity. Lineage: Eukaryota; Metazoa; Chordata; Actinopteri; Siluriformes; Ariidae. Gene Ontology annotation, cellular component: membrane. Gene Ontology annotation, biological process: G protein-coupled receptor signaling pathway. Bases 198 to 1100 code for a protein of 300 amino acids. The record is from RefSeq and is a predicted model, not a curated record.